This is a messenger RNA of Macrosiphum euphorbiae (potato aphid), 648 nucleotides long. The record is from the annotation of a GenBank genome assembly. Lineage: Eukaryota; Metazoa; Arthropoda; Insecta; Hemiptera; Aphididae.
AUGAUAUACUAUCCCUUUAUUCUGCUUAGUGCGUAUUUGUUGGGUUCAGUUCAAUGUUUAUACUUCCAUAUUGGCGAAACAGAACGCAAAUGUUUCAUCGAAGAGAUUCCUGAUGAAACCACCGUAGUCUCACAUUACAAAGUAGAACUCUUCGAUGUGAGGACUGGUGGUUUCACUCCACCUACCCCAGGCAUUGGUAUGAAUGUUGAAGUCAAAGAUCCAGAUAUGAAAAUAAUUUUAUCCCGGGUUUACAGUUUUGAAGGGAAAAUUUCAUUUACAUCUCACAUACCCGGCGAACAUAUUAUAUGUUUGUAUUCCAAUACAACUGCGUGGAUUGGAGGAACACAAUUGAGAGUUCAUUUGGAUAUUCAAGUUGGUGAUCAGGCCAUUGAUUAUGCUCAAGUAGCACAAAAAGAAAAACUUUCAGACUUACAACUCAGGAUUAGGCAACUUGUAGAACAAGUUGAACAGAUCAUCAAGGAACAAAGCUAUCAAAGAUUCCGGGAAGAGAGAUUUCGUCAAACCAGUGAGAGUACUCAUCAGCGAGUUUUCUGGUGGUCACUUUCACAGUUAUUCAUACUUUUGGUCAUGGGUUUCUGGCAAAUGCGUCAUUUAAAAAGUUUCUUUGAAGCUAAAAAACUUGUUUAA